Messenger RNA from Erigeron canadensis, 1236 nucleotides. Its product is annotated as F-box/FBD/LRR-repeat protein At1g13570-like. Gene Ontology annotation, molecular function: protein binding. NCBI's taxonomy places the organism in Eukaryota, Viridiplantae, Streptophyta, Magnoliopsida, Asterales, Asteraceae. The transcript has 3 exons. The record is from RefSeq and is a predicted model, not a curated record. The coding region runs from base 1 to 1236 and encodes 411 amino acids.
AUGGAAGUGGUUAAUUGCUGCAAAGCAUCCAGAGUUUCAACAGAAGUUGGAGAAGAUUUUAUUAGCAGGAUGCCAGAGGAUGUGAUCGCUAAUAUUAUGAAUUGUUUGCCGUUAAGAGACGCGGUGGGGACUAGUAUUUUGUCAACAAGCUGGAGGUCUAAGUGGACUCUUCUCACCCAACUCAUCUUUGAUCUAGAGUUCUUUAUAGCUAAAAGAAAAAGUCACUUUGAUAAAACUAAUAUAAGUAGACUUCUUCAUCAGCUUAAAGGUGCCAUUACAAAGUUUGUCCUCCAUAUAACUGAUUAUAUGGAAUUGGAUACUGAGGAUAUUCAUCAUUUGGUUAUGGUUCUUUCUAGAAUACGAGGAUUUAAAGAACUCACUUUGAUUAAUUGGCGUCAAACAUCCAUUAUGUUGCCUACCCAUCUUUUCUCUUAUCUUGAGUUGAAACAUUUGCACCUUAAUAGCUGUGAUUUGUCUCCUUCGCCUUAUUUUCGUGGUUUUCCAAAGCUAUUAAGCUUAACAUUGCAAAAUGUAAGAUUUCAAGACCAUAGAUGUGGGGAAUUUAUCCCUCAAAGUCCUAUGCUCGAGACUCUGAUUUUGGACAUCGUGAAUCGUGAACUUAGAGGGGAAGUGAAGUUGGUUGAGAUUGCAAAACUCGAAAAUCUCAACAAGUUGGGCUUGUCAUUGUGUUUGCUUGACAAUAUGACCAUGGUCAGACUUUCCACUGCCUUACAGCACCUCUCCCUUCUUCCAAAACUUCAGGAGCUUUAUUUAAAUUUUGGAAAGUUUGAGUUCUUGGCGGAAGAUGUUGCUCAAAAUCCAGUCUCCACCACCUUUCCCUUCCUCAAGACUCUUGAAUUAUUGACAAUGGAUUUUAGUAGUGUUUCCAUGUUAGCCUGUGUUUUUGGGAUGCUUUUUGGCUGCACAAAUUUGCAGACCCUUCAUAUCAAUGCUAGAUACAAGAAUGACGUCUCCCCGCCCGCCAUAUUUUCUCCAGAGGUAGACUGCAGCACAAUGGGGCAACUACAACUUCGGAAUGUGUAUUUAUCUAAUAUAAAAGGUUUGGAAAAUGAAGUAUGUUUGAUGAAGUGUAUGCUGGCUUGUUCCCCCAUGCUAAAGACAAUUGUUAUCAAGUCAUCUAUAAUGAGCAAAGAUGGCAAUGAAAAAUAUAAGCUUGCUAGCAAGUUGUUGAAGCUCCACCGAGCCUCCCCAAUGGCGGAGAUUAUAUUUAGUUAG